Molecule: messenger RNA, 2934 nt
Organism: Nematocida ausubeli
Lineage: Eukaryota; Fungi; Microsporidia
Exons: 1
Coding region: 1-2934 (977 amino acids)
Biological process (GO): inositol metabolic process; inositol phosphate biosynthetic process
Cellular component (GO): cytosol
Molecular function (GO): inositol hexakisphosphate kinase activity; diphosphoinositol pentakisphosphate kinase activity; 5-diphosphoinositol pentakisphosphate 1-kinase activity
Source: RefSeq, a predicted model, not a curated record
AUGCUUAUACCAUAUGUAGAGCAGAUUCAUUUAGGGGUUUUUAUUCCAAAUAGAAAGUUGCACACACAGCCAAUGAAGCAGCUUGAGAAAUACUUGAAGAGCAAAGGGUACACGCUGUACUACUUCGAGGAUGCGUACCGAGAGGAAAUAUCUGUGGAAAAUUGGCCUCAUGUGGAUAUAAUGAUCACAUUCUUUUCUGAGGGAAUUGAUUUUCUAAAGGUAAGAGAGUAUGCGCAGAUGCAUAGGCCCAUCGAGAUAAAUAAGAUAGACAAGCAGUUUCUGCUGCUGGAUAGAAGAGCCGUCAUGGCAGUGCUGGACAAAAUAGAGGUGCCGACUGCUAAAAGAAUAAUAUACAAUGGAAGAGGCAGAGAGAAAGAAACAUCAAAUAUCCUAAAUGACCUCACAGUAAGCUCACAAGAGAGGGGAAAGAGAGAUGCACCAAGUGAGUAUGAUUCUAUUGUUAACACGUCUAGUAUAAUGGAUGUGGUGGUUAAGGAUGGUGUGUUUGAUGCAUCGCCCGAAAUAAGCAGAAGAGCAGCGGAGGAGGACAAGGAGAGCGUGUACAGUGAUGCAGCAUGCUCAGAGAGAUCCUUUACGUCUAAAAAAAGUGCGGAGGCCGAGAUCGAUAGAAUUGUAAAAGUAGAGUUACAAAGGUUUAGCAUAAGCAGAGAAAGCCUGUUUAAACCCUCUAAGACGCGAGUUUGCAGUGGAGACACCCUACAAAUAGGGGACGAGGCAAUUGACAAGCCAUACGUGGAAAAGCCUGCGUAUAGCGAGGACCACAAUAUACACAUAUACUACAGUCAAAAUUGCAAAGAGAGACGGCAAGGCAUCUGCAGGCUGUUUCGGAAAAUAGGAUCAAAAAGCAGUAAUUAUGAUAAGAAUUCAGGCAAGAUAUCCUACCGAGAAGACGGCAGCUUCAUCUACGAAAAGUUUAUUGAAGUAAAGGGCUAUCUAGACAUAAAGACGUAUGUGCUUGGGAAAACUGUAUACGCAGAGACAAGAAAGUCUCCUGUGAAAGAUGGGAUAGUUAUUAGAACAGAGUCUGGAAAAGAAGAAAGAAAAGAGAUACAGCUAAGCAAAGAAGAAAUCAAUGCAGUGCAAAGUAUAAGCAAAUCAUUUGGGCAGUUCAUCUGCGGAAUGGACAUUCUAAGGGACGCAGAUGGAGGCUUUAUAGUUGUAGAUGUAAAUGGGUGGUCAUUUGUCAAGUCAAACCUGAAGUACUACACGCAGAAAAACCUAAAGUAUCUGGAUAAGAAAAUAAAGAAAGAGGUGCUUAGGAGCAGAGCCAAGCAGGGAGACAGCACAAGACGAAGGGAUGUUUCGCUAUACAAAGAGCUGGCAGAACUAAUCAUAAAAGAUGCACAGAAGGACGGCAAAUAUAAAGAAAAAGAAGAGCAAAAGACAGAUACAAAUGAGGUAGACAUGCGGAAGAUAGAGGUAAAAGGAAUCCACUCUGUCUACAGGCAUGCCAGAAGAACACCAAAGCUCAAGAAGAGGCUUGUGUUUGUGUCUGAGCUUCUAAUAGAGUACAUAGGCAGAGCGUGUAAUAUGGCAGGAAGAGACACUUCUAAGGUGAAGGAAAUAGAAGAACUUCUGGAUAGAGAGAAUAGAGAAAGAGAAGCCUUUCGAACACCCGAAAAUCUGCUAGCUCUAUCAUCUCUUAAGGAAAUUGCCCAGAUGAACACAAGCGUCCGCGUCAAGCUACAGCAAGAAGAAAGCUCAGUUAAGCUUAUUCUGAAGUGGGGAGGUCUGCUGACCAAAAAGUCAAAACAGGAAAUAGAGUACGAGGCAAUGGAGUAUGAGUCAUUUGUAUCUACUAUACAAGGAGACUCUUUCUCCCCGUAUGACCUAUAUUCGCCAACAAAGCCAACCUCUAACCUGAGAACAGAAAAGAAGAUCCGAAUAUUUGCAAACCCAGAGGACAGAACACAGAAAACAGCAGAGGUCUUUAGGUCUGUCUUUAAGUGGACAGGAAGAACAGACGCCCCAAUCAAGGAGAAGUAUUUUAGCAUUCUGAGAGAAACAGAGCCCAUACCAGAUAAACUAUGCUCAGACCUGGCGUGUGCAUACAUGAUGCUUAAGGAGUCUUUUCUAUACCAGGACUCAUCGAAGAGACUUUCAAUUGAGCCGGUUCUUAUUUUUGAUAAAGAACACAUCUGCAACGAUAGCACAGCAGAAAGAAAUGUUAUAUGCAUGAAUAAGAUAAGCAUAAAGAAGCAGCCUGUCGAGGAGGCAUCAAGCGAUUUGUGUUUAUGCAAGAAUCAUUCGCAGUGCGAGUGCAAAGAGACAGACUUUCUCAAGAGGUGGUGCUUUGCCUUCAAUGAAUAUCCUUUUUUAACCCAUAAGAAUGCUAAGACAGUCAUUCCCAUGCUACUGGACUUUAUUAACUAUGAUAUACUCUCCUGCCAGUAUGAGCACACUAUCUCGCCUGUUUUCAGAUACUUCAAGAAUGUUUUAGAGCUAUACCUUCUGCUAAAUGCGCAUGCAUGCUUUUUAUACAGAAAUAGAAUUGAAACAUUCUUUAAGACAAAUGAAAAGCUUGAUAUAAUCAAGUACAUGUACAGCCGGUUUGGCUCCCACUCUGAUACAGUCUAUAUUACAAAGAAAUUCACCAUUCUCUUGCUUUUGCAGUACAUCCUAAGCAUUAAGGACACAAUAUACAUAGAUGAAGAGCUGAAAAGCAGAAUAAAGAGCACUAUGCACGGGAUAGGCUUCUUGAGCUCGAUUGUUAUGGUCCAUCUGUGCUGCCAGGAAACAGAGUACAUUCUUGUUAAAUACAGCCCAGGAAUUCAUAUAGACAAUCGAAUAACCGAGAGCAAAAAAGACAACACACACGGUAAAGGGGCUGCGAUGGAGCAGAUUCUUAGAGCAGACAGAAAGAAGGUUCUAUGCAUAGUCAGAAAGAGUGUGUUUUUCCAUGGGUAUAUAUAA